GGAAAGUCCAUCUCCCCCCGAUCAUCGUCUUCUUCUUCUUCACAGCAGACUAGUUAAAGCACCAGAGAUCGAAGACCUCAUUGCACGCAGAGAGAUUCUUCAGCCAUUCUCCUCCUCCUCUCCGCAACAAUGGCGACUCUUCAGCUCCGUCAACUCCUCUUCCCGGUGCUCCUCUUCUGCGUCCUCUCCGCUAUACCCGCAGUCAAGUGCGACAGUGAGGAGGAUAAUCUUCUCCAGGGGAUCAACAGCUACAGAACAUCCAUGAACCUGACGACCCUCACGAAGAAUGACAAUGCCGAGUGCCUUGCCGACGCACUGGCGGACCAAUUCAAGAAUCAACCUUGUACCAAUGCUACAGGCGCCAACACCGUCCCCGGCACGGAGGCUCAGUUACCAGCCUACCCAACCCUUUUAGAGAAAUGCCAUUUGAAUGUGUCCAACACGAGGGAUGGGUCGGUGAUGCCUGCCUGUGUUCCCAACCUUGUCCCGAGCCUUGUCCUCAGUAACUUCACCCAGUCCCAAUACUCGGGGAACCUCAACGACACCAAAUACACGGGAAUCGGGAUCGGUUCAGAGAACGAUUGGAUUGUCGUCAUUCUGACCACGAGUACACCUGAAGGAGGUUAUUCGCCUGCCUCUUCUGACGAUGCUGCUAGUCUAUGCUCGAGAACACCAUUACCCUCCAUUUUUCACCUGUUCUUUCUGCUUGUGGGUUGUCUCCUUUUGCUUUAAACUGAAUUGCAGUGCUUAUACAGAGAACUAAUCUACACGCAAGGUAAGCCCAAGAAUAAUCUUAUUUUCGAUGUGUGAGGAUAAGGAGUUCAUUCUUUUGUUCUGGCCAUCACUGCAGCUCGAGAUGUAGUCCAGAUAAGAUCGAGAUGGAUGUUAUAUUGUUGUAAUAUUUUCCUCUUACAGAGUUGUCACACUACAUUCACUUUCUUGUUAUAUGGAAAAACCAGAAAUUGAGAUGUUGAUCAUUUGGUUGUU
Messenger RNA from Punica granatum (pomegranate), 987 nucleotides. The record is from RefSeq and is a predicted model, not a curated record. NCBI's taxonomy places the organism in Eukaryota, Viridiplantae, Streptophyta, Magnoliopsida, Myrtales, Lythraceae.